Eptesicus fuscus (big brown bat) is the source of this 2973-nucleotide messenger RNA. It is a transcript of the gene VMAC, whose product is annotated as vimentin type intermediate filament associated coiled-coil protein. The record is from RefSeq and is a predicted model, not a curated record. Lineage: Eukaryota; Metazoa; Chordata; Mammalia; Chiroptera; Vespertilionidae. The coding region runs from base 540 to 1049 and encodes 169 amino acids. The transcript is spliced from 2 exons.
CUUGAGGGGAAAGGGACUAACCCUCGUACUAAGAUCUUAGAAGGACGUGUUCUGUGCCCAGCUUGCGGCUGGUCCGAGAUCAGUGCCGGGUGAAGUACGCAUUACGCUUGGGGACGUGGCAAGGACCAGAGACAGAACCUGUGGGGGACGUGACCAAUCCGGAGCUGUACGAUUGCCUAAGGGGCGUGGACGUGCCCAAUCAAGUGGCUCUGAGAGAAGCGCAACCGAUUCCCGGAACGUGGUCUGACCGGUUCGGUCGCGGAUCCGGACCAAUCCUGGUGUUACCUCCUGAGCAGAGUAACCAAUGGCGUUGCCAGAGCCUGAAUGGGCCGUGCCGCCGGAGAACGGGCCCGGGCCAGGGGCGGAGUUCUGAGGUUCCGGAACCAAUCAGGGUGUUUGGGCUUGAGGAGGGCACUACCCAGUCGGCUGCGGCCAAUCGCCCCGUGGUCCUGAGUGGGCCUUUGGGGCGUGGUCCACGGCGGUAGCACGGGUUUCAGGCGGCCCAGGGGCGUGGCCAGGCCUGGACCGCCACCGGGGCCAUGUCCGCGCCGCCGCCCCUACAGAUCCGCGAGGCGAACGCGCACCUGGUGGCCGUACACCGGCGCGCCGCGGAGCUGGAGGCGCGGCUGGACGCGGCGGAGCGCACGGUGCGCUCCCAGGCCGAGCGCCUGGCCCACCACGACGAGCAGCUGCGCGCUGCCCUGGACGAACUGGGCCGCGCCAAGGACCGCGAGAUCGCCGCUCUGCAGGAGCAGCUGCUGACCUCCGAGGCCACUGUCCACAGCCUGCAGGCGGCCGUGCACCAGAGGGACAAGCUCAUCAGGCAGCUGCAGCCCCGGGCCGAGCUGCUGCAGGACAUAUGCCGCCAGCGACCACCCCUGGCUGGGCUGCUGGCAGCCCUUGCUGAGGCCGAGCGCCUGGGUCCCCUACCAGCCAGUGACCCUGGCCACCCACUCUCUGGUGCGCCCAGUUUGCUCCUUGCCAACAGCACUGAGGAGGAAGGGGACAGGGACCACCUCCAGCCAGCAGUGUUUGGGACCACUGUGUGAGCCCCAGAGCACAGAUACCAGAAUGGAGACAGAGGGUGCCUGUGGGGACUUUUUCCACUGCUGUGGGGGUACUCAAGGGUGGGAGUGUCACCGUGUCUCAGGGGGAACCCCAUGGCAGAGCCAUAAUACUUUCCAAGCAUCAGACCUGCUAAAAAGUCAAAUGGUCAGCCUGCAGGCAAAUGAAAUGUUUAGUCCAAAUCUUUUUAAAAAACAAAACUUUUUUUUUUCCAAUUACCCUUGUUGAAAAAUUGGCAACAUUUACACACAAAAAUCUGGAUUUCUGGCUUUAGAUUUGGCCAUGCCUGCCUGGAACUGAACCCAUAAUAGUCUCUUUAGCCACAGUGUGAAUUUUUUAAUUAGUUCCUUCACUUCUCUUAGGGCCAGAUGUCUGGGCCCCAAAGCAUGAGUUUGAGACCUCUCUCUGGUGGAGGCAGAUGGCAUCAAGUUCCAGAUUAUUAGAUUGUUUCUUCUCCCCCUUUCCCCGUCCAGAUUUUCUUUCAUUCUGAAGCAUCCUUUAUCCCAGGAUAGAGCUUUUUCUUACUCCAUCCCAAACCAGAAUUAUUUUUAUUAUUUCCCAACCCAAGGACAUACCUAUUGAUGUUCUAGAGAGGGAGACAGCAAAAUAUUGAUGAGAGAGAAAAACAUCAAUCGGUUUUCCAGUACGCACCCUGACUGGGGAUGGAACCCACAACCUAGGUAUGUGCUGAGGGGAAUUAAGCCUGCAGCUUUUUGGUGCAUGGGACAAGGCUCUAGUCGAGCCACAUGGCCCCCAGACUAGAAUUAAGAGCUUCAAGCUUCAUGCUGUUUUGGAUUAUUUUGAAGACAAAUCCUAGACAUUUCCCCCCUAACUCUGUCCUUCCCUCAACCUUUAACUCAAGGCAGUGUGUGUAGGGCACGUGAGAUGCUGGCAGCCCGGCUGUGCUGUCCUGGAAAACUCAGGCCUCCCUUAACCUUUUCUUGAUAAUGUGCUGCCUCAAGGCCUUUACACUGGCUGCUCCCUCUGCCUAGAAUGCUCUUCCCAGGCGUCACAUGAUGGGUUCCUUAUCACUCGGGUUUUUGCUCAAAUUUCUCCUCAGAAAGGCCUUCUCUGACUACCUGAAGUAAUUCCUCCCCACCCCUGCCACUACCAUUGCAUUUCUUUUUCCUUUAAAAUAUAUAUUUUUAUUGAUUUCAGAGAGGAAGAGGGAGGGAGAUAGAAACAUCAAUGAUGAGAGAAUCAUUGAUCGGUUGCCUCUUGCACACCCCCUACUAGCGAUCGAGCCAGAAACCUGGACAUGUGCCCUUGACUGGAAUCGAACCCAGACCCUUCAGUCCGAAGGCUGAGCCUCUUAUCCACUGAGCCAAGCCUGCCAGGGCUAUUUUUUUGUUAUAGAAGCUCUUACCACCAGAGUGUAAGCUGCAUGAAGGCAGAGCUUUUGUUCUACGCCGAUAGUCCUGUAGGAACAGGAUGGGUCUGUGGGCCCUGAAGGGAGUUGGGGGUCCCCAGCACUUCAGAUAAAACCCCUCCAGUCUAGCUUUUGUAGUGAGCAGCUGGUUCCUAUUUUAUAGUCCCUAGAGAAUCUAUUUUUUAACUCCUUUUUCUACACUGCGCUCUUGGCCAGAGCCAUUCAGGGAGUGUUGCUUAUCAAACCAGGGAACCUUGUGCUCUCCUCAGCCCAGCCUGAGCUGUUUCCCACCUCCUUACUCAGGAAAUUGUCAUACCGGGAACUGCUGUGGGGCAGGGCCUAUUCCCGCUAGAAAGGUUGGCGCCCAUCCCGUCCUCAGGAUGGUGCCUGUUGUCUGCCUGGCAUCUAACACUGACCCCUCAGUAUAUAACAAUAUCCCCAUUUUCUCCUCUGGAUGAAUGAGAAAGGGGGGCUUGUUUGUAUGAGGGAAGGCAGGCUGGGGCCUGUGUGAGCUCAAGAAUAAAUAGGGUGAUUUGUCA